CCUUCCCCUCCUUCUCUUUACCUGAUGCAUGUUUCUCUGGGAGUUUUUUCAUGUUUGCGGGAGCGGGCGCCAUAUUUGAAUAUGGAUGGUAGCUAGUGCAGAGCAAGGAAGGGAGGGACUGGAAUGUGGUCUGAAGUAAAGAUAACGGGAUGGGGAAAAUUGUAUUACAGGGCAUUUCUACAACCAGGAAGCUAUGUACCCAAACUACUGCCUGUCGGGCGUUUAUUCCUUGCAAGGACGGCUGUAUAUCGGGAAAGGUGACCUCACCAUGUAGGGGUCCGGUCACAGAGGGGUGCAGAAGUCACGCGUCAGACUUGUGAGCGUCUUUGACAUCGCGUAUGCUGCCUUGGGGUGAAACCCCACCACCACCGCAUGGAUGAACUCCUGUAAGACCUGCGAAGGGAACGCCCUGCAGAUGCUAUGUCCAGCAAAAACCUAGCAGACUGUGACACAGAAAGUGAAUGUGAUUUUUAUUCUGACUGUUGGGAACAAAGUAUUACAAAUAACAAAGAUUUGACUGACUCUAGCAAUUACUUCUGUUUUGAUUCAUGCAGCUUGUUUGAAAAAGAAAAGGGGGAAAAGAAAUUGCAUGGCAUAGUGCUUAUAUUAGAAAAUAGCCAGGUGAACAGUACAAGUUUCUGCAAAGACAAUCCUUUGCUGCAAAGAGAAAAAGUAGAGUGCACUAGUAAAUUGCAAGAGGAAUUAUCACUGGAAUCUAAAUUAUUUUUAAAGUGUAAGAACUAUAAUACAGAUGGCCAGUCAUUGAAAUCUUUUUCAAACAAAAUAGUUCCAUUCAUAUAUAGUAGCUCUUAUGGAGACCAUUUAAGUUUAAAUAAAGCAAUCCCUCAACUGAUCAUUACUGAAAAUUCCAUUGAAGGGCAAAUCAUUUAUAUAGUGAAAGAAGCUUGUGCUUUUGAUAAAUUCCAUCAGAAGCAGUCAUCAGAUGGUAACCCUCUAACUUCAAAGCAAGACAAAGCUGUGCAAGUUUCUUCUACAGAAAUAAAAAUAGAGGACAAUAUUUGCUAUAAAUAUUUCAAACAAUCACCAGUAUCUACUACAAUAAAUAAAGAUCUGAAGAAACCUAAAAACUUUCACAGUUUGGAAAGUCAUUUAGUAAACAGCCAUUCAGAAUACUCCUCAGAAUAUUCUUAUCAAAUUGAAAACCAAAUUGCUGAGCAAACCUACUCAAAUUCCAGUUCAGAAGAGCCUACUACUUCUUUGACUCUGGAAGCAACUAAUGUAUAUCCAGAUGGUUCAUUAGCAAGCAAUACUGAACUUUCAGAUGUGAGUGAGCAUGAAAAUCCCCAGAGGCAUGCUUUAAUUUUUCAGUUUAAAGACUCUGAACAAAACCAACCAUUUAAGAAGUUGCAUCUUAUUUUAGUGCCACAAAACCAAACCACACAUAUUAAAAAGCAGGGAGGACUUUCUCAAAUUCUAAUUGAUGAAGCCAAGUAUCUUCUAGGGACUCAUUCAGAUCCAUCAGAAUCUAGUUCUUCCAAUGUAAAUUCUGAUCAAGCAUUACCUACAUCAAAUCUUUGGUCCUCAUAUUCAUGUUUCCCACCUUUCAAAUAUUCACAGGCAAAUCGGUUACCUCACUUUUUUCUUAAGUCAGCACCCCAAAAUCCAGUUAAAUCUGCUUUUCAAAAAAGAAAACCAAAAGUGUCCAAACCUGUAAAAUCUGUUGUGUUUACCAAACAGAAAACGUUGCAAAGAGACAAAAAAUAUAAAAGUAAGCCAUCUAUUUUCUCCAAAUUUCAUUCACUCAAAACAUUGGACAUUGAGCCUGUAGACAAAAAUAAAAGAGUAAAAACAGAACUAAAUGAACAAUAUGUGUCUUUAAAUCAGACAUCGAAAUGCCAUUGCAGCCCAUUGCUUGACUUAACUGUUGAUCUGCAUUCUGAAGACAAAAAUUCUGAAAAGUUUCUAACUCUUCACAGAAAAUCUCACAGAAAAACUCGAGUAGGCAAAGUCAUUCAUAGAUUUUCCUCCCAUUAUUUGCUAAGUCCUAAAAACAGUUUUGAAAGGCUUCACUAUAUUUCUCCAAUUAGGAAAAAAAAUCAUUUGAAGAUGCAAAACAUACUGAAUUAUUUUUUAGGCUGGACUGGCAGACAGAACAGAGAUGAAAAAUAUAAAGAGGGUAUUUCUCCCACUUCAAAGAUACGGGCAAAUGAGACAUUUAUUUCACAUAUGCCAGCUGACAAAAGAAAUUCAACUAUUCCACUUCAUCCACAUUCAGAUAAUUAUUCUGUUCCAUUUCCUACCACAUUGACUUUUGUAGAUGUUCCCUCUUUGCAAACAGAGAGAAGGAAUCCUACAGCAUUAUAUAUUUUUCCAAAUGAAUGUAAGCAUUCAUCUGCUCCCUGUGUGGAGAUGGAGAGGGAUCCUUUGAAUCCUGUGGAAUCUUAUGGUAAACACAGCACCUGUCAUUCUCCUUGUUGUGCACAUUCUAAAACACAACAAUUACCAAAUAAAUUAAAUAUGUGUAAUAAUAGAAGUAUGGAAAAACUGAAUUUUGGAACUGGUCAGAUAGCAGGGGGAGAUUUGGUCCUGAAGAAGUUUUCAGUGUGCUCCUGUGGAACUAUGUCACAAAGUGGUUUGUUCCCUAACAAUGACAUUUCAGAGUCAGGUAGAAGGAAAUCUAGAGCAAGCCCAGAUAGUAAUUGGAAAGUCAGUAAGACUGCCGCAAACAGAUGGAAUCCAACUGCAGGAAACUUCAACACAGAGAAAGUGUGCUGUGGUUGUCACCAUGUCUCUUCAACAUGUUCUUCACACAAUUCAUGCAAACACAAACCUCCAAGAAACCAAGUUAUUGAAGUAGCAUCUUUAUUUGAAAAUGGAUUUCCCAUAAGGAAUUUGAAAGAGGAUGUAUUAAAAAAUGAAACAGGGAAAAUAGGUGAAAGAAAAGUCAAAUUCCAUCUAGGAUCAGAUGCUUUACAAGAGACUGAUCUUUUAACCACACACAUUUCAUCACCAACUAAUGAAUGUCAUCAAAUACCAAAACAUUUUGUUUAUCAACCUGAAUGUUCAUGCUGCCAGACUGCUGUAAAAGAACACCUCAGCACAUCAAAAGUGUCUAAUUGCCUUGGUUCAGAAAACCACAUGUCAAAGAAUUACCUCAACAGAGAGAGUAUUUUUCUAGUGGAUCCUAAUCGGCAGAUUAAAAGCCAGUGUAAAUGUUCCCAUGAAAUCUCUCUCUUCAAGCCUGAGCAAAUUGAUGUUUAUUCAGGAAACAGAUCUGAGGUUUCAAAGAGGAAGGCUCCCAAACUUACCCAGGCCUAAACCAUGAAUGAAAGGGAUCUAGAUGAUUUGUUUGUUCCAGGAUCCUCUUAAGAUGAUUCCCUGUCAUCUUUUCAAGAAACUUUUCUCAUAUGCGGAGGCUAAAGACAGAUGGAAGUUGUCCAGUACAUUUAUGAUCUAAAAAUGGCUUCUUCAAAAGGAGGCACAUCGCCACCUUUUUCUAAGUAGGUGGUAUUACACCCUCCCUUAGAGUGUCAUUAACCACACUGAAUUACACAUAUUCUACCAGAAGCACCAGGCAGGGCACAGACCCAAUCCUUAUAUUACAGAGCUGUCUCUCCAUAAGUUUUUAAAAGUUCCAAAGUAUUCUAGGUCACAAUGUAAAAUGUCAUAGCAGUUACUUCACAUGAUUUCUCAGCACUAAACCCAGUCUUGAGCAAAAAUGAGCUUGCCAAAACUUAUAAAAAUCAUCAAUUUGUUCUGCAGGCACUAUAUCUUUCCUGUCCUUCCCUAAAAGGAACAGGACUAUUCUGGACACAGUUACCAGGCAAGAAUCUGCAGACUCAAUAGCCACUAUUAUAGCUGCUGUUUAGCUUGUACUACUAGAUAAUUGUAUUCACUUUUUCUUUGGUGACAUAUUUAUUGGGCAAUUUUUCAUUUACUUCAUCUUUGGAAAUUAGGAGGCAAUCUUGUUCUACGUUUGGUUACCUUUUCUCAUAAACACUAACCAAUGUCCAUCAGGUGUCUGGGGUGGACCAUCCUACUAGUCCCUUGGAAAGAUGCAGGCUCCUUAGGAUCAAUACCCUAACCCAGCGGUUCCCAACCUUUUCUAUACCCCGCACCCCUAGAACGCUUCUGAUAUAUUCUCACACCCCUUACAAAAGUUUGAAAUAAUGGCAACAAAUUAUGCAUAUACACUAUAACUUUGAAAACCCACGUUUUUGUACCCCUUGGAAUAUUGUCUCGCACCCCCAGUUGGGAACCCCUGGCCUAAUCAGAUCAAUAUCUGAUCAAAUAUCUAGUAAAUUACAUACUAUAGUUAUGCAAUCAAACUUACUGUGUUCCACAUAUCAGUUAAAGUACAAACAAACAUUAAAGCAAAAUAAAUUUUGUAUAACAUUGUCCUUUCCAUUUGGUUUUGUUUUCCUGUUUGUAUUUGGACCAGAUAUAAAUGCUAAAAUGUUUUUUGUUAUCUUAAGGCUUUUCAUACAAAAGAUAUACUAUAUUUUUUUGUACAGCCAUAAAGCAAGUCAUGCUUUUUUUCUUUUUGCCUUCUGAUCAAAGCAGCCAACUGUGUAAACAAAAUUAAAUUAAUAAUAAUGCAAUAUUUAUUAUUUCCAUUGCUUUUUUAUUAAAUACCUGGAAAAUGUAGAUUGUAUUAGUAUGAUAAAGUGCGUUGUAGUCAUGUUAUAUUUAUAGUCACAGUAAAAAUGUAGUAUUUUUUAGAGAUUACUGAAUAAAUUAAGCUCUAGUUUUUGAUACAUUUUGCAAAAUCAUAAAGUAACAGUGCAGCUCAAAAUGAAGCAAGUAUUCUGUAUCUUAAAGUAGUUUUUCAUUAUUGACGUGUUUUA
Molecule: messenger RNA, 4808 nt
Organism: Crotalus tigris (Tiger rattlesnake)
Lineage: Eukaryota; Metazoa; Chordata; Lepidosauria; Squamata; Viperidae
Exons: 4
Coding region: 421-3279 (952 amino acids)
Source: RefSeq, a predicted model, not a curated record